UCUAUUCGCAAUUAGCACCGAAUUACAAACUGGUUAGCAUCCACUUCCAGCAAAUCGGAGAAGCCUCCGAUCCGUGGAGCUCAUAAAAUGGGUUCGCCCCAUGCUUGGAGCAGCAGUUUGGGACCCAUUUCCAAGCAGUCAACAUGAAGUCGGUUAUUAUUCUCUUAGCCCUGGUGGCUCUUUGCCAUGCGGCACCUUUGGAAGUCAAGGACUCGUCGGCCGAAGCGCUCUCCAGACCCAGUCCCAUCAGUCCCGAUGUGAUUGUUGAUCCCAAGCCCACCGAGAAGGUGGUUCUGCUGAAGGAUGUUCCCGCUCCGAAUCGUCAAAAGCGUAAUGAGCCCAAGAAACCCGACAGCGUUAAGGCCCAUGAGCCGCAGAAUCCCCAUAGCCAGAAGCCCACUCCAGCCAAUCCUCAUCAGAAAGCUGGCCCACAUGAUGCCAAGGCCCAAGACCACAAGCACAAGCGGGAGGCUCAUCACGAGGAGGGACACAAGGAGGAGCCCCAAGAGGAGGAAGUAAAGGGUGCUCCCGAGGUGGCUGCACCUCAAAUAGGUGUUGUCGAGAAGAAGAAGGUAAAGCGCGAGACCCACCAUGAGGAGGGUCACAAGCAGGAGGAUAAGCCCCAGGUUGAGGAUCUUUCAUCGCCCCACGCUGUUCCCGCUCAUGCCCACACCGCCGAGUUGCCCAAGAAGAAGGAGAAGCGGGAGGCCAACCACGAGGAGGGUCACAAGGAGGAGGCUAAACCCCAGGUGGGGGCACUGCCUCAUGCUCUUCCAGCAGCUGCUCCAACCGCAGAAUUGCCGAAGAAGGAAAAGCGCGAGGCCCACCACGAGGAGGGUCACAAGGAGGAGGGCAAGCCCCAAGUGGGUGCACUGCCUCAUGCUCUUCCCGCUGAUGCUCACACCGCAGAGUUGCCCAAAAAGCAAGAGAAGCGCGAGACUGUGGAAAAGCCCGACAGCGUGAAGGCCCAUGAGUCCAUCCAGCAUAAUCCUCAGCGUGCCGAUGAGCUCCACAAGGCUCUCGAAUCCCUGGCCGGAGGAAAGGUCCCGGAGAAGCGUCAGCAGCGCGACAUUCCCGUGCCCACUCAGACCAAAGCCACCGCCGAACCUGCAGCCACCACAAAGUCGGAAGUGGGAAGCACCACUCCGUCCACCCACCAUCUGAACAUUCCCCAUCCCAUUCCCGUGGCCGAACUCUUCGAGAAGAAUAAGCAUUCGGAUAAGUCCACUUCCAGUUCCGAGGAAAGCAAGGAGAAAGUCAAGGCCUAAACUUUAUAAACCAAAAGUCGCUAAUUGAACCAUCACGAGAUUUGUAGUCACAGAAAACGAACUAAAAUAAACAACAAUAUUUACAUGCUUAUAUAAAAA
Molecule: messenger RNA, 1367 nt
Organism: Drosophila subpulchrella
Lineage: Eukaryota; Metazoa; Arthropoda; Insecta; Diptera; Drosophilidae
Product: nucleolar and coiled-body phosphoprotein 1
Exons: 2
Coding region: 144-1268 (374 amino acids)
Source: RefSeq, a predicted model, not a curated record